UUGUCCUAGUUCUCUAGGACAUAUACUAAAAUUGGAACGAUACAGAGAAGAUUAGCAUGGCCCCUGCGCAAGGAUGACACGCAAAUUCGUGAAGCGUUCCUCAUUUUGCAAUGUUAAUAUCAACUAAAUAUUUUGCAAAACUAAUAUUAUCUAUUUAAAACCAAAACAAGUUGUACUUUUGAAGAACCGUGUGCCCAUUUCAUGUGUAUACUACAUCUUAAAAAACAAAAAAACUUCAGAAAAUAUGUUUCAACCUAUAAAAAACUUGAAAGGAAGAAGAGAUUUCAUGAUCUGGUCGCCUUUCCUUUGUAGAACAUGUGCAGCAGGGGUGGCAGUAUGCUUCUCUCCAACUCACUCUGCAAGCAGCACCUCCCUCCCCUUCUCUCUCUCUGCUGCUCACCCAGACACAACAUUCCUCCCUCUCUCCCUCAGUCCCGCUCUGCUGCUCUCAGGCACCCCUCUCCCCUUCCCUAUUCUGCCACAGAGUCAUUGAGAGCAGCUCAUGAUGGCGGAUCUGUGGACAUUAUUCACCCAGCUGAUAACGACACUGUCACAUGGGAUGUGUGCAGGAAAGUCAUUGGCCAAUGUGGAACACCAGCAAUUUACACAAACAUAUAAAAGCAGUUCAUCUUCGAGAGAACUCGAGAGCUGCAAAAGCAGUUGAGGAAGGGGGUGGUCGCCAAACCAGACCCCCGAGGUCACUGGCAGAGGCUCUUCAGCCCGAAAUCAGGAAAAUCCAGGAAACGGAUGAAGUGGUCCGGGACUAGAACGCACCAACCGUAAGGGGAAGGUUGACAGUCUGAACAUCCAACCUUCAGACGGGCUCCUAAUGGGACCCUCAUCCUGAAAGCCUCCAGAGAGGCUCAGGGUGUGGGACCCCAGAAGGGAGCCAUGACCAAGGCUGGGCUGUACAGGACCAUCCGGAGGGUCCUUGACAUCGACGGCUGGUACCUCAAGGCCACGGAGUACCUAGAAUGCUGUCGGUGCAAGAAGAAGGUCGGAGGGUGGUCACAAGGCAUCAUCGGGCAGCUGCCCCUCACCUAUAGCUGCCUGUUUCCUGCUGUACUCACGUACAACUGCAUACUUGGAGUGAACUCGGGCCCGGCAAACUGGCCAGACACCAGCCGCCUGGUGGAGGCCAUUUGCAGCCAGCUGUGUCGCCUUCAUCCCGCUGCCACGCGUGUCAGGGGGAUCAUGAGGACCCGGUGUUCCCUCAUCCACGCGGACUACGUGUCCGUGCCGGAGACGGUGCUGGAAAGCCCGAGGCUGAUGGCUCAGACCACCAUCCAGCUCUUUGAGCUGAACCAGCGAACCUUUUCCCAGUGGUUUAACCGUCGGCAGAAGCAGUGGGAGAGGUCUGUGCUGGAGCAAGGGGUCAGCAUCGUCCCCGCUCCAGCUGUUCCAAAACAACCCCUGCUUCCUGCAAAGGAGCUGUCCUUGGUUCGGGUGGGGCAAGGACAGACCUUCUGCUACAACCUCCCAGAGGAGCAGCAGCCCGGCCCAUUCCACAGCCUCCUCUUUGCCCAGAUCAGGCACAGGUCUCCAUCCUUCCCUCCACCUCCUCUGCUCAGCUGCCUCGUCCUCCAGUUGUGCCCAGGACCACGACAUACAGGAGGAGGAAAGCGGCGGAGGCUGCUGCAGCUGAGGGGGUGGUUCUUCCCAAGCAGAAGAGGAAGCAGCAGCUGCAGCAGCAGCAGUAUCUCUGUAGAAAGGGCAACCAGCCCAAAAGACUGGACACGGGAAACACCAGGAUCGGCGGUGUGUCCUACUGUGCCACUUUUGGAGGGAAGAGUGUGGAGGAAUGGAGGAAGGAAGUGAAGGACAAAGGAGGGACCAGACAUAAUCAUGUUUUAAGAAAUUAUUAUAAUUAUAUUACAUUUAUUUUUAUAUUAGUUGAUUAUAAUAAAUUAUAUAUAAUACUAUAAUAAUAAUAUAUGUAUAAGAAAAUACACACCUAUAAAUACACACAUAUAAAUAUAUAUAUAUUUAUAUUACAACACUGAAUGCACCUUUUGUUCACCCCCUUUACAAAUUUGUUUUAUUAUUAAUAAUAUUAAUAUUGUUAUUAUGUUAUUGUGAAGGACACUAUAUAUAGAUAUCUAUCUAUGUAUACACUGCUCAAAAAUAUAAUGGGAACACUUAAACAACUGUGGGGGCAUAAAGCUGUGUUUGAAUAGAUUAAAAGUGUUAUUAUAUUGUUUACCAUUAUAAGAUGAAUUCUGUGAAUUCUUUGUUCUGUCCUUAAGGAAACAGGCCUGUCUGGAAACAGAUUACAUUAGGGAAACGUUCUUGGCGAGAGGAAAGACUAAUGAGCUUGUUAGUGCAGUUCAGCCAGGAAAUCUCAUGACUGCACCCAGGUCACGAUGUCAUUGGAAUUCAGCAUCUAGAUAAGUGAUGAAAUUAUUGUAAACUGUCAUGUACGUCAACUUGUUUUCCAGAUGUCUGGCUGGAGUGUAUUCCCGGAAAAGUAGAGAGAAGUAAUGUUGUAGGUGCCAAGAAGGUUUACGUAAAUGAGUAUGAUGAUUUCAAUUGGUCAAGAGGACCUCAAUACACACCAAUGCUUUGUAUCUGUAUAAAAACCGCCCUGUAAAGACUGAAGGGAGGGAGUCUUCUGGAAUUUUUGAUGAAGAUGAUUCUGUGUGAUUUUUGAAGAAUAAAAGUUCCCCCCCAUGGGGACUGCUUGAGAGAGAUAUUUCUGAGUUCUGUUUUAAUUAUUUUAG
This is a messenger RNA of Girardinichthys multiradiatus, 2720 nucleotides long. RefSeq lists its product as uncharacterized. The record is from RefSeq and is a predicted model, not a curated record. Lineage: Eukaryota; Metazoa; Chordata; Actinopteri; Cyprinodontiformes; Goodeidae. Bases 892 to 1818 code for a protein of 308 amino acids. The transcript has 5 exons.